AACAGAUGUCAGAAAUAUGCACUUAAAGAAAUAAGACUUCCAGAGAGAGUUCCUUGGGCAGAAAGCUAUGAGGAGUGGAAGGUAGCCAGUGGUAAUUUUCUGCCCUGGGAUCUCUUCACUGUGGAGCUUCUGCCACUUUGGACCAGCUGGAUCCAGGAGCCUCAGCUACACCUGACUGGAUUUGACACAGGUACUUGAAAAGAACCCAAAGUUGCCCAGGGUAAAAAGCCUAGCAAAUCUACUACCUGCUACCCUGGUCAGCCCAUGGUGGCAGGACAUUGAAAGCAGCAAAGGAUCUAUUGCUUCAGCCUUUUCCACAGCUACCUGCCACACAUCACACCCCAAAUUUGCCCUCUGAGCUAACUAUCUGAUUUCACAUUUAGUUGAGACCAACUUCUGUGUAGUGCAACUCACCUCCUUUGGACUGUUGGUUAAGUUGUGAGUAAUUUUGGUUGGAUUGGAUUUCCUUCAAUCAAAAUCCAAGGAAAUAUUUUCAGAUGUGCUUAAUUUCAAAAUCUUAUAUUAAAAAUCAACAUGUAGCUUAAUUUUUAGAGGAAACCUGAAGGGCUUCUGAACUAGAUUAAAUAUUAAACUUAUUUGCUCUUUUAAAUAGUGAUAUUGUACACUGUAAAUUUAAAAUUUGAAACCUUUAAAUUAUUCUUAAAAUACUUCCAUUGCACAAUUUCUAUGGAGCAGGAGUUAAAAAUAUUUUUGGUUGCUCCUAGAGAAAUGAAACUAAUAAAUACCUUUUAGAUGUCUUGCAUUGCACUUUCAAAAUUGCAAAAACCUUGUAUGCUUGCUAACUAGCCAUGUAUUUUCAGUCUGUCUUUGAUACAGAGAAGUCUUGGAAUGAAUGUAUUCUUUUGGCUAAAAUGAAACAUCCAAAUAUUGUUACCUAUGCAGAAUCAUUUAAAGCAGAUGGACAUCUAUAUAUAGUGAUGGAAUACUGUGAUGAUGGAGAUCUGAUGCAAAAGAUUAAACUUCAGAAAGGAAAAUUUUUUCCUGAAGAUACGAUAUGCCUGGGUAUGAAGUACAUUCAUGAUCAACGUGUAUUGCACAGAGACAUCAAAUCCAAGAAUGUAUUUCUCACACAAAAUGGGAAAGUAAAACUGGGAGACUUUGGAUCUGCAAUUCUUCUUACCAGCCCAAUGGCAUAUGCUUGUUCCUAUGUGGGAACUCCAUAUUAUGUGCCUCCAGAAAUAUGGGAGAACACGCCCUACAAUAAUAAAAGUGACAUAUGGUCUCUAGGAUGCAUUUUAUAUGAGCUGUGCACUCUUAAACAUCCAUUUCAAGCCAAUAGCUGGAAACAUCUUAUACUUAUGUAUAUAUGUAAAGGAUACUACAGUCCACUUCCAUCACAUUAUACUUACGAACUUCACUAUUUGAUAAAGCAAAUGUUUAAGAAGAAUCCCAAGAACCGUCCAUCAGCUAGCACAAUUCUUGCAAGAAACUGCCUGACAAAGCACAUCAGACAUUUUUCUUCAGUGGAGGAGGAAAGAAGAUAUUCGAGAAACAAGAAUAGCCAUUCAGAAGCAGAAGCUGGCACCAAGAGUUUUUGUGAAAUGGGAUUGGAGAAGAAAGGUGUGGAUAAAACAGUCUCUUCAGAGGCUGUUUUACAAAACCCUCACAGACAACAGUGGGAAAAGGGAAGAUCCAGUACUGUGAUCAACAUCCUGGAAAAUGCAUCCUUACUUUCUUCCAGUAUUACAUCCAAGGAGGAUACAGGUGGGCAUGUGAGAAAAUAUGAUGAAAAUAUAAUGCGUAAGCAGUGGACCAAAGAACCACCUGAAACCUUGAUGAACAUUCUUCAUAAUGCUGCCUCAGAUGACUUACUAAGAGGACCCCUUAAUGAAGAAACCAAAACAUCUGAUGAACCAGAUGGUGAAACUGCUAUGGAGGAUAGUGAGAUACUUGAACAUAGAUCAGAUGAAGAAGACACGGAUUUUGAAGCUGAAGAUGAUUGUGACUGGAUUUCUGCACUGGAAACGAUGACAAACAUGAAGUCAUUGACUAAAUGAAUAAUGGAAUUUUAGAAAUUCUGCUAUAAGAUAAUUUAGUGUCAAUGUAAACACAUUUGUGAACAAUAUAAGGAUACUAAUACCUGUAUAGUGAUUGCAGAUCAAAUUGUUUGAAAAACAAAAAAUGUACACUGACUGAACUGAUUUUUGGCAAGAAGCGCAAUGCUUUAGGAACAAAUUUGAACAUACUUUUUUUAAAAAGAUUUUUAUUAGGAUUUUUAAACUACUACUAAAAAAUACAUCGGACAUACUAGGUCAG
This is a messenger RNA of Varanus komodoensis (Komodo dragon), 2277 nucleotides long. RefSeq names its product NIMA related kinase 3 (gene NEK3). Gene Ontology annotation, biological process: protein phosphorylation. NCBI's taxonomy places the organism in Eukaryota, Metazoa, Chordata, Lepidosauria, Squamata, Varanidae. Gene Ontology annotation, molecular function: protein kinase activity; ATP binding. The transcript has 13 exons. The record is from RefSeq and is a predicted model, not a curated record. The coding region runs from base 810 to 2018 and encodes 402 amino acids.